AUGUCCGGGAAGCGCAGAAGCGAGACCGCGCAGCAUGCCCACCGCAAAAAGCUGAAGAAGGUCUUCAACAAGGCAAGUGAGCGAGCGAGGAGCAGACCGAGGCAUCUGACGCCAAGCGAGACGGCCGGGAUCAAACUCGGCGCAAUGUCCAGCGAUUCACUGCGAGCAGCCCCGAUCGACGACACCACGGGCCGAUCGCCGGCAGAGAAGCACAACCGGCCCUUCCAAGUUGAGCCCGGCAUGGUCGGCGUGUUUGUCUCAUGCACGCUGGGCCGCGAAAAGUAUUGCAUCAAGGAGCUCUACAAUCUGUUCGACGAGUAUGCAGAGAGGCUCUACGGAAAGGAUAUCGGUCUGCUCGACAAGCCAGGCGCAAGUCAAGGAAACGAUCUGGAGGACGACCCCGCAGAGGACGACGACGACGAUGAAGACGAGUCGUUUGAGGCAGCUUUUGCGAAAGAGGUCCAGGGCCUCAAGACCUCGCGUUCGCAAAAGCGGUUCGUGAACGUCAACAUCAGCAUCGAUUGCUGCGUUUUCAUGAAGUUUGCACCUCCGAUCGUGCCCACCGAAUUCGUCCACACCAUCCUCAGCGAUCUUUACGACACAAAACUCAAAAAGUGUCGCUAUACACAUCGCCUGAUCCCCAUCUCCGCCACAACGGCUGCGACCAUGCCCUCGGUCGUGAUCAUGGCCAAGAAUGUGCUGAAGCCACACUUCCACGACGCAGCCGAGCCCAAAAAGUUUGCCAUUGUCUUCAAGGCAAGAAACAACGACAAGAUCGACAGAGACGAGCUGAUUGCGACCCUGGCCCAGAUUGUCAACGAGACCGAAGCCAAGCACACAGUGGACCUCAAACAGCCGGAUCUGGUCAUCAUCGUCGAAGUGUUCAAGAGCGUUUGCGGCAUGUCCGUUGUGGAAGACUACUACAAGUUCCGGCGAUUCAAUCUCCACGAGAUCUUCGAAGGCGACGUCCAUGACGGCCCGCGCGAUCGGCAGCGCAAGUCCAAAGACGAUAAGGGAGACAAGACCAUCACAAAAGCGAAUGCAAGUGUGGAUGGUGCCGAGGACAGACCCGUCCAAGAUAGCGCUGAGUCAAAGGAAGCGCUGUAGAUUGAUGUUUCCGGAGGGCAGAUGCGGCUGGAGGAUGACAGCUUUGCGCUGCCGUGCUACACACCGAGAAUGCGCAUCAAGCCACAUAGCGAGAGUUUGUCGUGGACCCAUACCGAUCGCCAGCGGCGAUUCUUGCACAGUGCACUGUGUACGGCGCCGGGUGAUGCGACUCUGGUUCAUUGUCGAGUCAUUGAUGAGAUCGGGGUACUCUCGCUGGCGACAGCUCUGUCUGGACUUGAAUACACACAGUUCUAGCUGCUGCCUUUGAUCAACCUCCACGCAACAAGCAGCCUCGGAUCUCGACUCGAGAUCUGUCAA
This is a messenger RNA of Polychytrium aggregatum, 1425 nucleotides long. RefSeq lists its product as uncharacterized. The transcript is spliced from 5 exons. NCBI's taxonomy places the organism in Eukaryota, Fungi, Chytridiomycota, Chytridiomycetes, Polychytriales. Gene Ontology annotation, biological process: tRNA modification. Gene Ontology annotation, molecular function: RNA binding. Bases 1 to 1107 code for a protein of 368 amino acids. The record is from RefSeq and is a predicted model, not a curated record.